GAGUCGGCGGGAAUGCGGCUGGGCCGGGGCCUACGUCCCAAAGCGGCCCGCAGCCAGCUUUAGGUCAAACACUUAAGUUUUUGAGACUCAGCGCCGUUUAAUGGUGCGCUGAGUUUGCCCUGCAAGGAGGUGGUUUUAGAAUAGAUUUGUUGAAUUUAUGAGACCAACUUGUGCUGAUUCAGAAGCCCUGGGUGCAGUGGACAAGGUGUGUGCACCACUGCAGCAGCACUGACCAGCAUCCAUGAGUCUUCUGUUGGAGUGACUCAACAAAAGUGCGUUCCUGAAGAGACUGGCGGAGAAAUACUUUUCUUGAUUCCUGCACUCAAUAUUCAAAUCUACCACUGAAAUCAACAAAAAAGAAAUGAUAAAAUUUUUUCUUAUGGUUAACAAGCAAGGUCAAACAAGACUGUCUAGGUAUUAUGAGCAUGUAGAAAUUAAUAAACGGACAAUGCUGGAAGCUGAAGUGAUCAAAAACUGUCUCUCCCGUUCAAAGGAUCAGUGCUCUUUCAUUGAGUAUAAGGACUUUAAGCUGGUGUACCGACAGUAUGCAGCCCUUUUUGUAGUUGUUGGCAUCGACCAGACAGAGAAUGAGAUGGCUGUAUAUGAACUAAUUCAUAAUUUUGUGGAAGUUUUGGACAAAUACUUCAGCAGAGUGAGUGAAUUAGAUCCCAAUGCAGAGCAGUGCCAGAGUAGUCCUCCAGACACAUCCAAGAAUUGGAAGGCACAAAAUGAAGGCAAAGUGGUUCUGCUGAGCACAGUGAAGAACACAUUUAAAAAGCAGCAACAGGUGGCAAGCAAGGCAGACGAAGGGUUAUUCAUGCCUCUGUGUACGUGUAUGUCAGUGAGGCACAACAGAUGCACCCAGCAGGCUGGUUUGCUGUGCCCGUUUCCAUUUCGGGUUCUGGUGAUAAAUGGCAACAUACGAGUCCUUUUUCACUACGCAACCCUUUGCAGUUGUUAAGUGGAUGCACCCAACACUCGUGUCUGCAUGAAUGCAGUCAUGUAUCACGAAUGCCCACCACUUAAUACCCGAGUGGGGCCUGUCAUCGGGGGUUUGAGACAGAUGCUGUUAGAUAAUGUUAAGUAAAGACAGACAUGAUUAUGGGCAAAUUUCAUAUAUCACAACUGUGAUGUACUGAAGCAAACUGAACAAAUACAUAUUGCUUCAGAUUAUUUUCUUACAGCUGAAUAUGAGAGAUUAUAAAUAUAUUUUAGAAAGUAUUUAAAAUAUGAACCAUUUAUUUACUUUUGCUCUUCUUUAUGAGAUUUAUUGUUAGAUCAGUGACUCAACUUUACAUAUCAGCAUAUUCCUCUUAAGCUAUUUCCAAGCAGAUCAAAUACUAUUAAGUAACUUAGGGUAAGGAAAAUUUCAGAAUCCAAUUUUUAAGAAUUUGGCAACUGCUUUUCUAGGAAGAAUGCAGAAUAUUUGCAUCUUCACAUUCAAGGCUGUUAUCCAUGAAUAACAUUUUAUAUCCAAACAAUACAUGGUACUCAGACAGACAGUAAAAUUAACCACCUAUAUCUAAGUUUAGUUUGCUUUUACUACUGUGCACUAGUACUACUACUGUAUUCCAGGAGAGGAUAUUGCUGGGGCUUCAGCUUUUCUACUACAAACUUCUGACUGCCCUGUGAUCAGAAAAAAAGUGUCCCUUGAACUGUUUCCCUAGCUCUAUUAAAAUAAACAGUCAAAUAAACUAGAAUAAGUUAAGAAACACCUAUCUUUGUAAAUUUUGGUUAAAGAUUUAGGUGCCUAAGAUU
Molecule: messenger RNA, 1758 nt
Organism: Chiroxiphia lanceolata (lance-tailed manakin)
Lineage: Eukaryota; Metazoa; Chordata; Aves; Passeriformes; Pipridae
Gene: AP4S1
Product: adaptor related protein complex 4 subunit sigma 1
Exons: 8
Coding region: 362-961 (199 amino acids)
Biological process (GO): vesicle-mediated transport; protein transport
Cellular component (GO): intracellular membrane-bounded organelle
Source: RefSeq, a predicted model, not a curated record